AUGGCCCGCUGGCGGCUCUGCCUGGCCGGGCUGCUGCUGCUCCAGGGCUGCGGGCUGGGCCGCCCCUCGGAGCUGGCGUUCCUGCUGGAGCCGGCGGACGUGAUCGCGGUGCAGGAGCAGCCCCUGGUGCUGCACUGCCGGGUGGAGGGGGAGCCGCCCGUCAGCGUCUCCUGGCACAAGGACGGGGCGGCGCUGGGCAACGGCAGCCACACGGCCGUGCUGGCCAACGGCUCGCUGCGCAUCGAGAGCUUCCACCGCCGGCCCCGGGGCGGGGGCGCCGCCAACCAGACCAGCGUGGGCGACUACAGCUGUGCUGCCCAGAACCGUGACGGGCUGCUGAUCAGCCGCAAGGCCCGCGUGCAGCUCGCCACCCUGUCCAAGUUCCACAUGCACCCGGCGUCCAUGGCGGUGGAGGAAGGCGGCGUCGCCCGGUUCCAGUGUCUCAUCCAGGGUGUGCCCGAGGCCACCAUCACCUGGGAGCGCAACCGCACGGCCCUGCCGCCCGGCGACCACCGGUUCACCCUGCUGCCGGCCGGCAUCCUGCAGAUCACCGGGGUGCGGCGAGCCGACGUGGGCUCCUACCGCUGCGUGGCCAGCAACAUCGCCAGCAGCCGCUGCAGCCAGGAGGCCCAGCUGGCCAUCAGUGGUGAGCUCUCAGCCCCCAAACUCUACAAGGAGCCCAUGAUCCUGUCGGGCCCCCAGAACCUGACCAUCACAGUGCACCAGACGGCUAUCCUGGAGUGCAUCGCCACCGGCAACCCGCGUCCCAUUGUCUCCUGGAGCCGGCUCGAUGGGCGCUCCAUCGGCGUGGAGGGGAUCCAGGUGCUGGGAACUGGCAACCUCAUGAUCUCAGACGUCUCGGUGAAACACGCUGGGGUCUACGUGUGCGCUGCCAACCGGCCUGGCACCCGCGUGCGCCGCACAGCCCAGGGCAUCCUCAUGGUGCAGGCCCCCCCGGAGUUCGUACAGUGGCCCCAGUCGGUGUCCAAGCCGCUGGGCAGCCACGCCAUCUUCACGUGCAUGGCACAGGGUGUCCCCGAGCCCCACCUCAUCUGGCUGAAGAACGGCGAGAUCCUGGUGCCAAGCGAGAACAUCAAACUCACCCACAACAACAGCACCCUGCUGCUCCAGGGGCUCGCGGUGGGGGACGAAGCUAUCUACCAGUGCGUGGCUGAGAACAGCGCGGGCACCAACCAGGCCAGCGCCCGCCUGGCCCUCACCCUGGCCCAGGAGCUGCCCAGCUCCCCCGAGGGCGUCCGGGCCGCCGCGCUCUCCACCAGCUCCAUCCAGGUGUCCUGGCAGGAGCCCCCCCCGGAGGUGACCGAGGGGCUCAUUGGCUACGUGCUGCACAUCCGCAGGGCGGGAGUGCCCCCCCCGGCCCUGAGCCUGACCCGCAGGGAGCCCCCAGCCCCCGCCAGCCCCCAGCCCGCGCCAGCCACCCCCUACCGCCUCCGCCUCCGAGCCUGGUCGCCGCUGGGGGCCAGCCAGGCCUCGGAGCCCGUCCUGGCCACCACCAUGGGCAGCAUCCCCGCAGCCCCCAGCUUCUUCACCAAGGUGCUCAACACCAGCACGGUGCAGGUCUUCUGGGUGCUGCCCCCCCAGCCAGGCCGGAUCGAGGGCUUCAAACUCUUCCACCGCAAACUGCCCAGCCCCCACUUUGAGGGGCCACAGCUCCUGGCCAGCACGGCCAACUCCUACGUCUACAGCAACCUGGAGCCCUCAGCCACCUACGAACUCCAGCUCCAGGCCUUCAACGGGAACGGAGACAGCAACAGCACCGUGCGGGUCGUCCGGCUGGAGGGGAGCCGCCAGACGCUGGAUGCUGACCCCGUGUGCCACUGUCAGCCGGAGGAGAGCUCGCUGCCUGGCGUCGUGGUGGGCGUCCACAUCGGCAUGGCCUGCGUCAUCUUCUGCCUCCUCUUCCUCAUGCUCGGCUACCGCAGGAGGUGA
Chelonia mydas (Green sea turtle) is the source of this 1950-nucleotide messenger RNA. RefSeq names its product immunoglobulin superfamily DCC subclass member 3. Gene Ontology annotation, biological process: axon guidance; cell-cell adhesion. Gene Ontology annotation, cellular component: plasma membrane; axon. The transcript is spliced from 12 exons. Gene Ontology annotation, molecular function: protein binding. Bases 1 to 1950 code for a protein of 649 amino acids. The record is from RefSeq and is a predicted model, not a curated record. NCBI's taxonomy places the organism in Eukaryota, Metazoa, Chordata, Testudines, Cheloniidae.